Fusarium fujikuroi IMI 58289 is the source of this 1263-nucleotide messenger RNA. RefSeq names its product related to capsule polysaccharide biosynthesis protein. The record is from RefSeq and is a predicted model, not a curated record. Gene Ontology annotation, molecular function: glycosyltransferase activity. Lineage: Eukaryota; Fungi; Ascomycota; Sordariomycetes; Hypocreales; Nectriaceae. Bases 1 to 1263 code for a protein of 420 amino acids. The transcript has a single exon.
AUGAUCAAAUUCACAAUCCCCAAGUGCGCUACAGGCCUGCGCGAAAUCGAUCCUUCACUAUUAGAUCUCCGCCCCGAAUCUGAAAUCAUCGCUCAGCUCCAAGCAUAUCAACCCAUCACCUCGGAGAAGAAUGUCUGGGCAGUAUGGGACAAAGGCUUCUACGCCAUGUACCCCAGCCAUCAACAGACAGUGAUCAACUGGGUCAGACGCCUCGGUCCUUCUUGGACCGUCCGUCUGGUAGACUUCGUCGAAGGCUCGCCUAACAACAUUUUCAAGUAUGUUGGCAAAGAGUGGUUUCCAGAAACCUUUGUCAAUAAAACCAUGGAUGGAAAACAUGCACCUCAACAUGCAGCGGACCUUGCUCGCUUGCCUCUUAUUUACGAACAUGGAGGAGUUUGGAUGGACGUUAGCAAUAUGCUGCAUAUCCAUCUUGACACGCUGUUCUGGGAUCACAUUUCAUCACCCGAUACGCCUUAUGAAAUGGCCGCCUGGAUUAUCACAGGGCAAAUUAGAGCCAAAUGGGGUGACUUUGGCAAUUUCAUGCUCGCUGCUCGCAAGAACUGCGAGUUUAUCAAGAACUGGCACAAAGGGUACAAAGAGCUCUGGAAGGGCCGAACCAAUGUCGAUGGAUUUCACAAGCAUCCUCUCAUCGCUGAGAUCGGUCUCGCUGAAGGCCUUGCAAAUCCUGAGGAUGAGAAUCAGAUCUACUUCAUGACAGACUAUGUCUCUCAGAUGGUCAUUGGUGACCGCACCCGCAACCUUGUCGAUUACACCACCGGCUUCGACGGUCGUGAAUUCUGGGAGAAGAAGGUCUUCAUGGUAGAGGGCAUCGAAAACGGUAUUCUCGGUGCUCUCAAGACCAACCUCGAUGGUCAAAAGCAAGCCGACUAUUUCCUCACCCGCCUUGAUGAGCCCGAUCUCGACAAGAGAAGUGAAGCCGAAGCGUUUAUGGUGGAGAUGCUCGAGAAGAGUCACAUGUACAAGAUGUAUCACAACUCAAUGGGUGAUCGUCCAGCUUUAGGCGAUCUUGUCAAAAAGAAGGAGAAUCACGAUAUCACACAUCGUCCUGGGACUUUUGGCGAGUUGUAUCGAUACGGAACUGUGCAUUGGGAACCAACCAGAGAGGUUGUGAGAUUGGUGCCACAGAGAAAUGGAGACGAAAUUAUCAAGGGUACUCCUACGAAAACUGCUGCUCAAUUCAGCAUUAGUAUACUAGAGAGGCAAAGACUCCACGACAUGGACGGAUUAUAUACGGCUUAUUAG